Cyclopterus lumpus (lumpfish) is the source of this 486-nucleotide messenger RNA. RefSeq names its product 60S ribosomal protein L22. The transcript has 4 exons. Bases 38 to 430 code for a protein of 130 amino acids. Gene Ontology annotation, molecular function: structural constituent of ribosome; RNA binding. Gene Ontology annotation, biological process: cytoplasmic translation. Gene Ontology annotation, cellular component: ribosome. NCBI's taxonomy places the organism in Eukaryota, Metazoa, Chordata, Actinopteri, Perciformes, Cyclopteridae. The record is from RefSeq and is a predicted model, not a curated record.
CGCACAGCCGUCCUUCCUUUCUGCUAGCUUCUCCGCCAUGGCGCCGAUUCAGAAGAAGCAGAACACCAGCAAAGGUGGCAAGAAGAAGAAGCAGGUCCUGAAGUUCACACUGGACUGCACCCAUCCUGUUGAAGAUGGCAUCAUGGACGCUGCCAACUUCGAGCAGUUUCUUCAGGAGCGCAUCAAGGUGAACGGGAAAGCUGGCAACUUGGGUAACGGUGUGGUCUCCAUCGAGAGGAGCAAGAGCAAGAUCACAGUCUCCUCUGAGGUGCCCUUCUCCAAAAGGUACCUGAAGUAUCUGACCAAGAAGUACCUGAAGAAGAACAAUCUGCGCGACUGGCUGCGUGUUGUGGCCAACACCAAGGAGAGCUACGAGCUCCGCUAUUUCCAGAUCAACCAGGAUGAAGAGGAGGAGGAAGAUGAAGAUUAAAUCAACAAGUCAUCAGCUUUUGUACAUUUAAAUAAAUGUUGUUUUACAGUACAGAA